GUAUUUAUUUAGAGUUGUGUUGUAAUCGUUUGACAUUCACUCAUUUCUACUACGACAACGAAAAGACAACUUGAAAAUAUGAAGACAAUUAUCUACGUUUUGGAGACUUGUUAGGUCGACAGAGACACAUCAGAACAAUGAAGCCUUUACAUAAUGUCAGACGACUGAUAAAGCAGAGUAAUCAGUUUGUUUUUGACGAAGAAUAUCCGAAUACGUGAGAAAUUGCAAGGCAACCUCAGAGAUGGCAACUGUUGGUCCGAGAGGUUCUGACCGAUCAACAAUGGAGCGGUUUAGCGAAGGUGGAAUGGCGCUCCUGCCAUGGACUAAGCAGAUACUCUUUGUACUGUGGGAACAACUUCGGUUGUUGGUCCAUGUCAUUUACUACAGCUUCUUAUCAGUUUUCCAGAUGUUCCGGUUUGAAGUACACCUACGGAUCACAGACGAGACGGGGCACAUGAGCUCAACUACAAAUCCAUCCGAGUCUUUUAUCUUUUCGUCAUUGUUUGAUGGUGAAAAUAGCGUCAUGGUCGGUGGCUCAAAUCCUCUAUCAAAUUUUUGCGCCGACGGCGGCGACUCCUUCUCCGGGAGUUCCCAAGCGGGUGCACUGCUGUCCAGUCUACGUGCUGAGGAUCUGUGCUGUGGUUUAGUGGAUGACUUUGUCUCUCGAGCUGCGGACUGUUUCCCCAAUAACGAAGAUGGACUGUGCCUUGGACACCACCCUAGCUGGAGACUGGGCUUUCCUGGCGACUGGAACAUAUUUUUGACAAGCUCUGACAGCUCUGGUACUGAUGAAGCAUGCUACAAGAGCACUAAGAAAGUUUUAGAAUCCAAACAUAAAGAAAAUCACCAGAGCAAAGAUGUUGACCAAGCCACUGAAGAGUUUCGCCGGGAGAAUACUGAAGCCCUACAGGAGUCCCUAUCCAGAUCCAGUAACCUCUCUUUUUUCUCAACUUACAUGUCAAGCACGACAGAUAUGGGCAAAGCUAAGAUGGAGAAUAGUAGUGAUCCUGACCACAGCUCCUCCUCCAGGGUUACUGAAUACUUCCAGGAGCCUCAAGUCUUGAAGUUUUGGUCCAGCCGUUCUGAUAGCGAAAGCAGUUCUAGCAGUUGGGGCAGUUCAGAUGGCUCAUGUGCAGAUCUCGACAAGGAAGAAAGCGAGAGGCUCUGGGAGCUCUUCUCAAGCCCUGAAGACCCUUACAACCCCAUGUGCUUUACAGCGAGUGCUGUCACGGCAACCCCGCAACAAGACAAAUCCCCCAUGAAAUCCCAGAAGACUGUGAAGGCUGCAGUCCCAGCUCCUUGCUCUAAAACUGGCAUAAAAUACAAAGAUAAUGGAAAGGGACCUUUGCCCCUGAAUGGGGAUGAAGAGGAGCAGCUCUGGAUGUCCCUUUCCCCCCAAAACGACCCCUACCACCCCCUCAAUUUUAGUGCCUGCUUCCAGAGUUCCACCCCAAUCACAGACCCACUCACCUUUGAACCUGGAGGCUACACAGACAACUCUACCCGACUUUACAACUCCAAACAGAGUCCACUCACCCAGGCUUCAAAGGAAGAGAUUGUAGCCCACGUCCCCCAGAAAUCUAGGCCCACCAACCCCACGUGGCCUAAGAGACAGCUAAAGAAGCACAGCCACCCUGCUAAUGUAGUGGUGCCAUGGAGACGGCCAGAUGCAUCCAAAAUCACAAAAACAAUAGAGGGCAAUGACAAGCCACAAAAGAAAAAGGUGCAGUUCUCGCCUCUUGUCCAAGUCCAUGUGUUGCGUACCUGGCUCUUUGCUCGAAAGGCCUCACGUAAAGGACAUUGGGAAGAGCUGGCCCGAGACCGGGAUCGCUUCCAAAGACGGAUCCAGGAAGUGGACGAUGUCAUUGGUUACUGUCUCAGUCAGUCACACAGAGAGAUGAUUCGGACUUAUUUGGACAGCAAAUCAAUAUCUCCUACACUCUGAAUGGAAUACUUUUUCUACUGAGAACUUUGGAUUGGUUGCAAUGCAACAUGUUUUUUUGUUGUUGUUGCCCAAGUUAAGAUUUCAACUUGUGUACCUCAAAACAGGGCUCAUAUUUUACGCCAUUGUUGCACUGAUUGUUAUUUACAACAUUAUUAACCUCAGCAUUAUUGUGUAAAUGUUUUGUAUGCCUUAAACUGACCCAGCAAUGUAAUUUAUUCAUGCCCUAUGGAGCUUGUAAUUUGAAAUAUUUUUUACGUUUUUAUCGUUGUGUGUGUUUAGGAUUUAACUGUCAAUUCAGCUGUAUUGUAUCUGACACAAACACUUUUGGGGUCUGAUAUAAAUAGAUAUAAACAGCA
Hypomesus transpacificus is the source of this 2301-nucleotide messenger RNA. RefSeq names its product protein phosphatase 1, regulatory subunit 15B. The record is from RefSeq and is a predicted model, not a curated record. Gene Ontology annotation, cellular component: protein phosphatase type 1 complex; endoplasmic reticulum. The transcript has 3 exons. Lineage: Eukaryota; Metazoa; Chordata; Actinopteri; Osmeriformes; Osmeridae. Gene Ontology annotation, molecular function: protein phosphatase regulator activity. Gene Ontology annotation, biological process: response to endoplasmic reticulum stress. Bases 242 to 1945 code for a protein of 567 amino acids.